UCGGAACGCCGCAUGGUCGACAAGAUUUCUUCUUCGACCGCCGCCCGCGAUGGUGGACGUGGCGGGGAACUGCACGUUUCCGCUCGAGAUGGGGCCGCUUCAGAUCAACUACAUGGAGUUUCACUACUGCGUCAUGGCAGGACACCCGUGGAUCUCAAUGGCUGUGCUCUCCAUGUGGCUCUUGCUGCUCUUUUACCUUGGUAGGUGUUUCAACCUCACCGACACGCGCCUUACUCGACUGACACAGUUGGACACACGGCGGACUCAUACUUUUCGCCGACGCUCUCCAUGAUCUGCACGCAGCUGGCCAUCCCGUUUGAUGUCGCUGGCGUCACCCUUCUUGCGUUUGGAAACGGGGCACCCGAUCUAUUCUCUUCCCUGGCGACGUCAACAUCGGGAAAGAUGGAGACUGGGCUGAAUGCCCUGCUCGGCGGGGUUAUGUUCGUCACGACAGUCGUCGUGGGCGCUUCGUUGCAUGCGUCGCCAACAUCCUGCGUCAAAAUCACUCCACGACCAUUCUGCCGCGACGUCCUUGCGUUGCUGUUGACGUUGGUGGUGCUCUUCAUCGACCUGCCAUCGUCCGCGACCACUCGCACGAGCGCCUACCUCCUUCUCGGGUGCUACAUUGUGUAUGUCGCGGUCGUGCUCGUGCCGUCGUGGUGUUCAAAGCACAAAAGCACCGCCGACACACCAUCGAGCCCUGUGGACACCCAAGGCGUGCUGUUUGCUUUUUGGCACGCGCCAGACCUUUUUCCGCCGCCGCAUUCGGCGCACGCGUACGGUUUUGUGACACUCCCCGACCAUCCUCCAGGCUUUCAUGGCGUCACCAAGGUGUCCCAGCAUCCGUCGUCAUUAUUUCACGUCGACGACACGUACUUUCCCGUCCCGACGUCGUCCGAGUUGUCGGAUCCAUUGCUGCAGACAUCGACAAGUCCGCUGUCCCCAGACACAUCCUCCACUGCUCCACUGGUGGCCCCCGUCGCUACGGUAGCACAGCCCUCGCGCAUGCUAGCCCACCAUCCCAGCGCAAGUUGCCGCUGGCGCCUCACCACCGUCCAAUACAUUCUCCUGGAACUCGUACGCGACGCCACGAUCCCCAUGGUGUUUGUGACCACGUGGUCUCGGCGAAGUGCAUUCCUGUCGCUGCUCGUGGCGCCGCUCUUUGUCGGGUGGAUCGUCGCCGGCGAUGCCUUCACCCCCGACCCCGCCUGCAUCACCCUCGCCAUCUCGUUCCCCCUUGCGUGCCUUGUGUUUGCUUCGUCCUACUCGACGUCGCCGCCGUCCAGUGUGUACGUCCGGGGACUCUUUUACCUCCUCGGGUUCACGUCGUGCGUGUGCUGGAUAUACGGCCUCGCGUCCGAAGUCGUCGCCGUCCUGGCCACAUUUGGCUCGAUCACAAAGCUGCCGCCUAGCGUCAUCGGGUUAACGGUAUGGCUUUUGCGCUGCAUUUCGUUCGACGCGUGUUCCUGGUAUGUGAUGGAUAGGUGCUGUCAUGGGGCAAUUCGCUCGGCGAUUUGAGCACGAACGUGGCGAUCGCACGCACGGGAUGUGCCGAGAUGGCUCUGGCGGGCUGCUUUGGCGGGCCCGUGUUCAACUUGCUCGUGGGUCUCGGCAUUCCGUUCUUGUGUGCCAAGGGUACGAACGGCGGCGCCGUGCCGAUCGACGUCCACGGGCUCGUGUCGCUCGCGUCGCUGGCGCUGAGCCUCGUCCUAACGCUGGCCGUCGCCCUCGUGUACCGAUUCCAGUGCCCCAAGUGGUACGCGUCCGUGCUGUAUGGGGUGUAUGCCGUGUAUACCAUGGCGCACGUUGCGAUUUUGAUGCGAUGGGUCGAUCUCGACACCGCGACGCUUUCCAUGGGCGGCCUUUGAAUACAUAUACGAUGCAGUUUGCCGUUGUGCAUCGCGAUACAACCGCUGCGCCAGUGUCCGUCGCGGUGCCCCUUCCUACCCAUCGUGUUUCGUCGGGUCGUCGAUCG
Aphanomyces invadans is the source of this 1975-nucleotide messenger RNA. RefSeq lists its product as hypothetical. The record is from RefSeq and is a predicted model, not a curated record. Gene Ontology annotation, cellular component: membrane. Lineage: Eukaryota; Oomycota; Saprolegniomycetes; Saprolegniales; Verrucalvaceae. The coding region runs from base 289 to 1518 and encodes 409 amino acids. The transcript has 3 exons. Gene Ontology annotation, biological process: transmembrane transport; monoatomic cation transport. Gene Ontology annotation, molecular function: monoatomic cation transmembrane transporter activity.